AUGCGUAGCCAUCCCACCUUCGACGUUUCAGAUCGAAGUAUCGUUAAAGCCACUCUAUCAGAAAAGCAAUCCCGAACGGAUUUGGAGAAAACAACGCUUAUACAAAGAGAAGCUGUGAAGCGCAUGAGUAAAGAUGAUAUUUUUGUCAGUGCAGAAGAAGCGAAGAACUAUGUCGAAAAUCUGUUCAACAACACAGAAAAAGAGUUACAGCGCAAAACCGCUGAAACUGUGUUUUUACCCGGUGAGCUUUCAUGGUCACAGUACACUCGAGGAGACCGCUAUUCUAAGUAUCUUUCAUUUUCUGCGCUUGUAUCCGUCGAGACGACACAGAAGCUGGCGGCAAAGUCAGCAGUAGGGGCGAAAAUUAUUGAUGGUCUUUCACUAGUUAACCUCAAUGGAUCUGCUAUACAAACUUUGUGUCCUGUCAUCCCCAUUGAGGAGUGCAUUGCUGGGAAAUAUAGAACUUACUCUGGACACUGCAACAAUGUAAUCCACCCUCAGUAUGGAGCUAUUUAUGAGCCUCUGCAAAGACUUCUUCCACCGGACUAUGAAGAUAAAAUCUCAUCUCCUCGCACUUCGAAAACAGACAAACCACUACCAUCUGCUGCUGAUGUUGCUUCACUCUUCACUCCAGCUCCAAGAGGACAUGCAACUUGCUCGAUGAUCCUUGCCCAAUGGGCUUCGUUCAUCUACGACGAUUUGGCGCAUGUGGCUAGUAAUCGAAUAGAGAAAGGUUUGACCUACUCCCGUUCAAUGCCUACACCAAGAGAAAACUGCAGUUUGGGUCCUCGAGAACAAGGCAACAUGGUUAGCGGUUACCUCGAUGCUAGCCAGAUCUAUGGAUCAUCCCAAGAAACUGCCGAUAAACUGCGAUCUUUCAAAGAUGGUCUUCUUUCUCUUCGCACACUUUCCCCAUCUCAUGCGGGUUUGCCGCAGGCAGAUGACGACGAAGAGUGCAAGAAAGUGUCGCUUAGCUCUCAAUGUCUACUUGCUGGUAGUCAGAGAAUCAAUUUCUUACCGUCUAGUGCAGUGAUGUACACAAUAUGGAUGAGACAGCAUAACUUUGUUGCAGGAAAACUUAAGGAGGUGAACCCCACAUGGAGCGACGAAAAACUUUUCCAAGAAGCACGAAGGAUCGUUAUUGCACAGAUUCAGCACAUUACAUACAGCGAAUUUAUUCCGCUUAUUGUGGGAAAAGACAAUCUCAGAAAAAAUACUCUUGAUUUGCAAGUGAACGGACACGACAGCAGAUAUGAUAUGAACAUCGAUGGCUCACCUUUGAACGUGUACGCAUCAGUAGUUGGACAAUUCUUCCUUACUCUUCUGCCUGAUCAAAUUCCGAUAACAGAUACAUUCGGCAACCAUAAGAGAGAUGAGCCUUUGGGAAAGAUCUUCAACGAUCCCUCCUUCAUUUUUCAAAGAAGUCGCUUUGACUCCGUUUUGCGAUUUUUAACUCAAUCGCCAAUCAUGAAACCUGGCUUGCACCUUUCACCUGAACUGAAAAUUGCUUUCAAGAAAGGACAAUUUGGACAAGGUAUUGACAUGGCUGCAUUUAUCAUUCAAAUGGGACGAGAUCACGGUAUCCCUGGAUAUCUUGAAUGGAGGAGAUACUGUGGUCUUGAUGAAGUCCAGUCAUUUGCAUCCAUGACAUCAAAGUUCCUCUCAUCUGUCAACAUCUCCCUGUUAGAAGAACUAUACAAAUCACCUGAAGAUGUAGACUUGCUUGUUGGAGGACUGGCUGAGGCCUCAUUGCCUGGUGCUCUUCUUGGUCCUACUCUCUCGUGCCUGUUUGCUAAGCAAAUGCAGAAGACCAAGCGAAGUGAUCGGUUCUGGUAUGAAAACUUCUUCUACCCAUCAGCCUUCUCAACCAACCAGCUCGAAGAAAUUCGAAAAACAACAUUGGCACGAGUGAUCUGCGACAACUCGGACGAUAUUCGACACAUACAGCAUAGUGUAUUUACUCUACAAGAUGAUUAUGGGAACUGUCCGGUGAGCUGUAGAUCAUCUGUCAUAGAUACCUUGGACUUUUCCGCAUGGAAGGAUGAAGAGCCUAAACGGUCAUUACCGAUAACGAAGGCAACCGUGGAGAAGGCAAUCCGUUUGGGAAUAGAGCAAUACAAUAGGCUACAAGAGUCAGAAGGACGAAGGAUUCGAGCUCAAGGGCCACCACCAAGCAGAAGCUCACAAUCGGCGGUUUUCUCACAUGCGUCACUAAUGGCGCCCAAACGGGAAUCUCUCGAUAUAGCUAGGAUUGCUGGAGUGCUUAGAGAAGCCACAAAGGUCCUGGUACAAGGGAAUGGUCUCGAAGAGAACGAAAAACUUCCUGUGGGAUUAGACGUAACCACGCUGCAACAGCUUCUGCCAGAUGUGGAAGUGGACAAGAUUGUUGGAAAUUUUACACCAUUUCUCGGACGUGAACCGCUCCCACAAGAGCAAUGCCUGCCACAGCCUCUGCCCUGCGACCACACUACAAAAUAUAGGACCUAUUCGGGCUGGUGCAAUAAUCUACUAUAUCCAAAGUAUGGAAAUGCAUUCACAGGAAUGCGACGACUUCUUGAUCCUGCCUAUGACGAUGUUCAUAAUGAUGCUCCAAAAUUUCAUGUGAAGUUCACUCAUAUGCUUAUGCAGUUCGGUCAAGUGCUCGACCACGACAUGAUGCAUUCUCCAAUCGCAAGAGGACCCAACAACACUAUUCUGAACUGCUCUUCUUGUGAUUCUCAUAAAACGCUCUCAAUUCAUUGCUUCCCCAUCAAGAUAGAAAAAAAUGAUCCGUUCUUCCCUGCAAAACACAGUGAUGGCAGCCCUCGUUGCAUGCCGUUUGCAAGAAGUUUGCUCGGUCAGCUUACACUUGGCUACAGAAAUCAGCUAAAUCAGUUGACGGCUUUUCUGGACCUCUCAUCGGUCUAUGGUUCAACCGAAUGUGAAGCAAACAGACUCCGUCUGUUCAGUCAGGGAAAGCUGAACUUUACGGAUCUUGGAUUUAACAAAGAGGCUUUACCCCAAGGAAAUCAGGAAAGAGACUGUCGCUCGACCCUUGUGUCGCCGGAAAAACGAUGUUUUGUGGCUGGUGACGAACGUAGCAAUGAACAGCCUGGGCUUACGGUCAUACACACGUUGCUGCUGAGAGAACAUAAUCGGAUUGCUUCGCAACUACGUAGAAUAAAUAACUUCUGGACAGAUGAGCAGCUAUUCCAAGAAGCGAGGAGGAUCAACAUCGCAAAGAUUCAGCACGUAAUUUUCAAAGAGUGGCUUCCCGUCGUGCUUGGCUGCGAGGCAAUGGCAAAAUAUGACCUUAUGCCUAAAAAGAGCGGCUAUUUUACUGGAUACGAUCCACAUUGUGAUCCAUCAAUCUCCCAAGAGCUGUCGACGGCCGCGUUCAGAUUCGGACAUACCUUGAUUCGUGCGAACUUUCCGCGAAUGAGUGACGUCUUCAAAAACACAACAGAUUCAGUGGAAUUGAAGGACCAUUUCUCUAACCCGUCACCUCUAUAUAAUCAAUCCGUGGGACAUAUGGAAUCAAUGCUUAUGGGACUUGUGGGAGCUGAGAGCAUGGCCUACGAUCGUCAUAUCACUGAUGCUGUACGUAAUCACUUGUUUGCGAAACCGGGCGGACCCUUGACUGGAAUUGAUCUACCGGCAGUAAACAUCCAGAGAGGGAGAGACCACGGAGUUCAGCCCUAUAACGCUUAUAGAGAGCUUUGCGGACUGAAGAAAGCUCGAACUUUCGAUGACCUGCGGGAAACAAUGGAUGAUUCAGCAGUUGAGGCCCUCAAAAAAGUUUAUGAAAGUGUGAACGAUAUUGAUCUGUUCCCCGGAAUUAUGAGCGAACGUGCUAUGAAAGGAGCAUUGGUUGGACCCUCCCUUGCUUGCAUCAUUGGCGAGCAAAUGCAACGUUUGAAAAAAUGCGAUCGCUUUUAUUAUGAAAAUGACUUGCCUGCAACGAGGUUUACCCCAGACCAAUUAGCAGAGAUUCGUAAGACUACAUUCGCAAAAAUAAUCUGCUCAAACAGUCAUUAUGCUCGAAAAAUCCAACCAAAUGUCUUCAUUAUGGCUGACGACUUGACAAAUGCUCCUACCUCUUGCGCGGAGCUUCCCGAUGCAGAUUAUUUCGAAUGGCUCGACAGAGAUUACUGUCUUAUCGAUCAUCGAGUGAUCAGUCUCGGUAAGACGAAGAGGAUUACCCCUUGUGUGACAUGUACCUGCACAAAGGAAGGGCCUGAAUGUCACUCAAUCACAAUCGAACGCUGCGAACGGCUUUUUGACGAUUUUCUUGUCACGGACAUUGCCAGGGACCCCGUCUGCGUGAUCCAGUGCGCCCGAGCAAUCAAAGAUAGGCAGAACGGAUUGCGAUAGAGCAAGC
This is a messenger RNA of Cylicocyclus nassatus, 4360 nucleotides long. The record is from the annotation of a GenBank genome assembly. NCBI's taxonomy places the organism in Eukaryota, Metazoa, Nematoda, Chromadorea, Rhabditida, Strongylidae.